This is a messenger RNA of Lactuca saligna, 1473 nucleotides long. NCBI's taxonomy places the organism in Eukaryota, Viridiplantae, Streptophyta, Magnoliopsida, Asterales, Asteraceae. The record is from the annotation of a GenBank genome assembly.
CUCAUACUUUAAUUUUGACGCUCAUUUUUAUUCUUUAUUAAUUAUACAUUUAUAAUUAAAUAAUAAACACAUAAACACACAUAAUUCACAUAAUACUCAAAUAUUUCAUAUUUAUUACUUCAAAAAGAGUUAUAAUAGUUGACCUAGGCUAUUACAUUGACAAAAAUGCUUAGCCCUGAAAACUCGGGCGUUACACAUGUUGCACGGAGCGAUGGUGGGAAUGAACCUCCCCGACGUCCACAGAAGAUCCCAACAUCCUGUGAGUCAUCAAAGCAAAAGAAAACUCGUAUGAAUGGACGAAACAUAAAUUUGGAACGAAUGUUUGAUAAAAACAAAGGGCCACUACCACUUGAAAUUGAACUUACAGGAAAACAAUUUAAGUUUUGUGGAGACAAUUACCAAGUUUACAUACGGUGUGUCUCAAAUAGUGUUGCAAAAUUUGUCCCUUUUUACUAUCCAAGUUGGAAAGACGUCCCUGCAAAAUUCAAAAACAAAGUUUAUCUCGAAGUGCAUGUAAGAAUCGACAGUGAUUGUGCAUCGUGUUACAAGUGUCGGAAAGGGAAGUUAAAGGAACAUUUUGUUGCAGUGGGAGGCUAUAAGGAUGUAGACAUCGUAAAGAGAAAUCCCCCAGGGACACAGUCUGAAAAAGAGUGGGGAAAAGUUAUCGACAAGCUUUACACAAAUGAAAAAUGGAAGGGAAAAUCUGUAAAAAAUAGUGAGAACAGAGGAAAACAACUUUAUCCAAGUUCACAUGGGAGUGAACCCUAUUCCCAAAAACGGUUUAAGGAGAGAAAAGUAACAGGAAAGGUGAAUUAUAUUGAGGGUUGGAAGAAGAGUCACUAUAAAGAAGGUCGUGGAUGGUGCAACAUGCGAGCACAACAAGAUUGGGUUAAAAUUGAAAAUGAGUAUAAGAAAAUGUUGGAUGAGGUUGGUGGUGAUGAAUCAAAAGUCAAACAGCUAGAAUGUUUGGCUUGUGUACUUGGAGAAAGGAGAGGUCACACACGAGGUGUUGGUCGAAAAGUGAAAAAUAUAGCACCUUAUAAUAUCUCGGCUCCUUCAACAAAUAAUGUAGACCUCAAUGCAUUUGCUCUUCAGUUGACUCAACAAUUGACUCAACAAUUUAAUCAACAAAUGCAACAAAUGUUCAUGUCUCAAAAUCCAAACACCAAACCUCCACCGCCGGUUCAAUUCAAUAUUGAUCUCUCACAGAUACAACUUCCGAACAGACAAGUGAUAUAUAAUGAUGAUACUCAAAGUGAUGAUGCUCAAAGUGAUGAUGCCCAAAGUGAUGAUGAUCAAAGUACCGAUUAGCAAACUUCUAGUGAUUAAAUUAGGUAGUAUUUGUAUUUCUAUGAAACUUUUAUACAUUUCAAAUGAAUGUUUUGGUAAAUGUUUUGAGAUUGUAUUAUAUUUUAAUGUUUUGAGAUUAUAUUGUAUUUUAAUAUUUUGCAAUUAAAUUUACCGAUUUAGCUA